AUGGCGCCGGCUAAGCAGCAGUCCAUCCUCUCUUUCCUCUCCAAAGCCCCGAAGUGCAGCGCUGCUGACAGCGAGCAGAAGCCCCACCCCAAGAGACCCUUGCCGAGGGUAGGGCAGCAGCAGCAGCAGCAGCAGCAGCAGCAGCAGCAGCAGCAUGAUGAGGGCUCUAAAGUGAAGAAGCUAAAGGUGGACAAAGCCGAAGAAGAACGGCUGACCAAAAGAGAUGAUCAGGAACAGCAGCAGCAGCAGCAGCAGCAGCAGCAGCAGCAGAGUGGCGAGCAAGUUUCCCUCUUCUCAGAGGGAGAAGGCGAAUCAGAUAAGCCUGCAGCAGCAGAUUCAGCAACAGCAGCAGAUGCAGCAGCAGCAGCAGAUGCAGCAACAGCAGCAGCAACAGAAGCACCCCAACGCUCACGGGCCUCCCAGCCUUCGUCUGGCGCUGCAGCAGCAGCAAAAAAGAUAAGCCCAGCAGCAGCAACAACAGAAGCUGCUGCAGCAGAGAAGCAACAGGAAGGCGCGGAUUCUAUCUCGGUCGCGGCUUCCAGCGCAAAAGGCCGACGGGCUUUGGCGAAGCUAGACAGCAGCAGCAGCAGCAGCAGCAGCAGCAGCAGCAGCAGCAGCAGCAAGACAGGGUCUUUGUUUGCAUGCCGAGUCACGACUCCAACAGCAGAUAUUUCUUCGCCUUUCUUUGACCCCGCUUUAUUUGAUUUUAAAUCCAACAGCGACAGCGAGGGAAACCUCUAUUUUUCGGUGUUGGCGGAUGCUUUGAGUCGGAUUGAAACCCUAAAGAACGGAGGACCCGGCAGCAACAAAAGACAGACCCUCAUUCUAACAAAUGUCUUCAGAAUCCUCGUCUACUUCUCACCCAAAGGUUUAUUAUCUGCUGUUUAUUUUUGUUUAAAUCGGCUGGGCCCUGACUUUCUUGCUAAAGAAGUCGGCGUAGGAGAUGCGAUUAUAAUGCAAGCUAUGAAAGAGACAUACGGUGUAAAUGAAAAUAAUAUUAAAAAGGAGUUGCGGAGUGCGUCUGACUUGGGCUUGGCGUUAGCAUUUGCGUUUUGUUUAACUCACAACGCGCGCGGGGGUUUUGCUGCAAUUGGAGAUGUUCGUACAUUUAAUGGUUCAGAAGAGCAUUAUUUUGCUGCUGAUAUACCUGCUGAAGUGCAGCAGCAGCAGCGGGAAGCAGCAGCAGCAGCAGCAGCAGCAGCAGCAGCAGCAGGGGGUAAGAAACCUUCACUGCUUCCUUCUACUUGGGGUGUACAUGCAUUAGAAUCUUUUCUAUCGAGUUCCGAAGCUGCUUUGAGAACAGCUUUAUGCGAGUUGCCCUUCAUGGAGUUGCUGCUGCAGCAGCUGCAGCAAGGAGCAGCAGCAGCAGGACUGCAGCAGCUCUGUACAUGCAAACCAGGGGUGCCUCUGCUGCCUAUGUUAGCAAGACCUACUCGAGGUUUUGCUGAGGUGUGUGUACACCUCAAAGACAAUGAAUAUACUUGUGAAUAUAAGUACGACGGGGAGAGGAUACAGAUACAUGUCUUACCGAAGCAGCAGUAUCUGCUGCUGCAGCAGCUGUUCCACAGUACCAGCAGCAGCAGCAGCAGCAGCAGCAACAGCAGCAGCAGCACAACCACCACCACCAGCAGCAGCAACGGGAAACCCAAGCAGCAGCAAAAACAGCAGCAGCAACAACUGCUCUUUGGAGGGAAAGAUCUCACGCUGCAGACAAAAAAAGCAACAGCAGCAACACCAGCAGCAGCAGCAACACCAGCAGCAGCAACACCUGCAGCAGCAGCAACACCAGCAGCAACAACACCUGCAGCAGCAGCAACACCAGCAGAAGCGACACCAGAACCAGCAGCAGCAACAACAGCAACAACAGCAACACCAGCAGCAACACCAGCAGCAGCAACAGCAACACCAGCAGCAGCAGCAGCAUCACCCUUAGCAGAAGCAGCAGCAGCAGCAGCAUCACCCGCAUCAUCAUCAGCAGCAGCAGCAGCAGAAGCAGGAACAGCAGCAGCAGGAGGAGGAGGACUAAGAGAGGAUUUGGUGGUGCGUUUGUUUAGUCGGAGUCAAGAAGAUAUAACGGAGAGGUUCCCUGAUGAGCCUGACGUGUGGCUGGAGGCUAGCGAGGUCUGGGAGUGCUUAGCAGCAGAUUUGUCGCUGUCUCCUGUGCAUACAGCUGCGCGAUAUAUUUCUAAAGAAGGAAAGACACCCGAGCAAACGACAGCAGCAGCAGACCUCUGGGGUUUAUAUACAUCACAGUUCAAAAACAGCAACAGCAGCAGCAGCAGCAGCAGCAAUGAUGACAAUAGCAGCAGCAGCAGCAGCAGCAGCAAUGAUGACAAUAGCAGCAGCAGCAGCAGCAGCAGCAGCAAUGACGACAAUAGCUGCAGCAGCAGCAGCAGCAGCAAUGACAAUAGCAGCAGCAGCAGCAGUAACGACAAUAGCAGCGGUAGCAGUAGUAAUAAUGACAAUAACAGUAGCAGCAGCAGCAGCAGCAGCAGCGGUAUAGAGAAGGUGGAAGAAAAAGAGGAGGCAGCAUCAAGCAGCAGCAGCACAGCAGCAGCAGCAGCAGCAGCAGCAGCAGCAGCAGCAAAUGAAGAAAACCAGCAGCAAACCCCUCCAAACGGAGAGCAGCAGCAAACAGCAGAGGGUUCAGGCGACCCUCUUAUAGCUGACAGCUGCAAGUUGCAGCACCAGCAGCAGCACCACCAGCAACACCAGAAGCAGCAGCAGCAACAGCAGCAGCAGCAACAGCAGCAGCAGUAG
Molecule: messenger RNA, 2760 nt
Organism: Eimeria acervulina
Lineage: Eukaryota; Apicomplexa; Conoidasida; Eucoccidiorida; Eimeriidae
Product: DNA ligase 1 precursor, putative
Exons: 10
Coding region: 1-2760 (919 amino acids)
Biological process (GO): DNA repair; lagging strand elongation; DNA recombination
Cellular component (GO): nucleus; mitochondrion
Molecular function (GO): DNA binding; ATP binding; DNA ligase (ATP) activity
Source: RefSeq, a predicted model, not a curated record